GGCCGCGGGCGUUUGCUGGGAGGCGAGACCGCCCGCUCCCCCCGGCCGCUGCGCUGCGCUGCGGCGCGUACGGGCUCCGCCGGCUGCUAUUCCGGCUGGCGGCCACCGCCGCAGGAAGGGCCGGUUCCUGCGCUCCCCCCGCCCCCUUCCCUCGCCUUCUGCUGACGCUGACGUCGGAUGAAGGAGCUGGAGGGACGCUCCGACCGCGGCCAGGAGGCUCCUGGGGGCCGGGGCUCCGAGCUGUCACAUUUUGUACCAAAAUCAUACUAGCAUCGUGGAAGACGUACAGAGGGCACAUAGGCUUUGGAUCCUAAAAGAACAGGAUUGGAACCCUAGCUGCAACACCUAACUAGCCAUGUGACUUUCAGCAGGCAAGCCAUCAGGAGCCUGCACUGACGCCCUGGCUCUGAAGCUACUUGGCUUUGUUCUCUCAGACCCGUUAGUCACCUCCCUGGAUCACAGUAGAAAAAGAAGAAGAAGAAAACAUGUCAAGACACAAAUGCAGUUAUCCCUGGGACUUACAGGAUCGAUAUACUCAAGAUAAGUCAGUAGUAAAUAAGAUGCAGCAGAAGUAUUGGGAAACGAAGCAGGCCUUUAUUAAAGCCACAGGGAAGAAGGAAGAUGAGCAUGUCGUUGCCUCUGAUGCAGACCUGGAUGCCAAGCUGGAGCUGUUUCAUUCAAUUCAGAGAACCUGUUUGGACUUGUCUAAAGCAAUCGUACUCUAUCAAAAGAGAAUAUGUUUCUUGUCUCAAGAAGAAAACGAACUGGGAAAAUUUCUCCGAUCCCAAGGCUUCCAAGAUAAAACCAGAGCAGGAAAGAUGAUGCAAGCAACAGGAAAGGCUCUCUGCUUUUCUUCCCAGCAAAGGUUGGCCUUGAGAAAUCCUUUGUGUCGAUUUCACCAAGAAGUGGAGACUUUUCGGCACCGGGCCAUCUCAGACACUUGGCUGACGGUGAAUCGCAUGGAGCAGUGCCGGACUGAAUACAGAGGGGCAUUAUUAUGGAUGAAGGAUGUGUCACAGGAGCUUGAUCCAGACCUCUACAAGCAAAUGGAGAAGUUCAGGAAGGUACAAACACAAGUACGACUUGCCAAAAAAAGCUUUGACAAAUUGAAGAUGGAUGUGUGUCAGAAAGUGGAUCUUCUUGGAGCAAGCCGAUGCAAUCUGUUGUCUCAUAUGCUAGCAACGUACCAGACCACUCUGCUUCAUUUUUGGGAGAAAACUUCUCACACUAUGGCAGCCAUCCACGAGAGCUUCAAAGGUUAUCAACCGUAUGAAUUCACUACAUUAAAGAGCUUACAAGACCCUAUGAAAAAACUGAUUGAGAAAGAAGAAAGGAAGAUCACCCAGCAGGAAAGUGCAGAGGACACCGUGGAAGAGCCAAGGCAGUUAAUUUCAUUAGAGGAUGAAAACCAGCACAAGGAGUCUUCUAGUUUUAAGACUGAAGAUGGAAAAAGCGUUUUAGCUGCCUUAGACAAAAGCUCUACACAUAAUGCAUGCUCAGAUGAACUAUUAGACAUGAAACCCGAGGAAGGUGCUUGCCUGGGCCCAAUGGCAGAGACCCCAGAACCUGAAGGUGCUGACAAAGAUGACCUGCUGCUGUUGAGUGAGAUCUUCAAUGCUUCCUCCUUGGACGAGGGGGAGUUCAGCAAGGAGUGGGCUGCUGUGUUUGGAGACGACCGGCUGAAGGAGCCAGUGCCCACUGUGGCCCCAGGAGAGCCAGACCCCAGGCCCCAGACAGGCUCAGGAUUCCUUCCUUCACAGCUCUUAGACCAAAACAUGAAAGACUUACAGGCCUCACUACAAGGUAUUUUGGAGCAGAGUGAAGAAACAGUUUCUUGUCUCACUGAGAAGACAGGACUUCCACACCAAGAAUUAAAGCAGACGUGCAAAGAAGUAUUUGGCUGGUCAGAGAGCAAUGUCAGUCCUCCUCCUACUCCAUGGCCAGCACCACAGGCAAGCAGUCCAAAUGACAACAGCCCUGCAAUGAAAGAGCCUGUGAAGGCUGCCUCAGACCUGACUGCCUGGUUCAGCCUCUUUGCUGACCUCGACCCAUUAUCAAAUCCUGACGCUGUUGGGAAAACCGAUAAAGAACACGAGUUGCUCAAUGCAUGAGUCUGCAGCCUCACGGAGGGAGCCCACGUGCCACUCCUCGGUCACACCUCUGGGGGCACGCAGACGUAUGAAGUGAUCAGUAUGCUGUUUUAAUAUUUAUGUGCCAUUUUAAUAAAAUGAGAGGGUCAGAGGCCCUGUUUAUAUUGGUAUAAUUUACUCUUAUUUGGUAUAAAGGGUUUGAGUGUAUUCUCUAUGUGGAUCUAAUAAUACAGGAUUGUCCAGGAGCAGUUUCCAGGCUGCCGGCUCUCCUGCCUACAUCUGCAUCAUGGCUGCUGAUGUGUCACUGGGAUACCGUGAGAUCCAAGUUCAAAUCAUAAACCUGUUCUGUGUUAGGUUUAAAUAAUGAGUCCUAUAGCCUUAGAUGGGCAGUGGGAGGCUAACAGACCUUAAAUGCCUCCUUGUGUACCCCCUGCCUCUGUGGCCCUUAGAGGGGGCUGCAGGAAGACCCUCCCUUCCUGCCAAGCCACCUUCCAGUGAGCUCUGGGUGAAGCCCGGCCAACCAAAGACACUCUUCCCCAGCCCUGGCCGGGUGGGCUGUGUGUUCUCACGUGGGCAGGGGGCUGGGCUGGUCUCCACUGCACGGACCUUUCUGUGGAAAGCAGCCAUAGCUGCAGAUGCCAGUGUCCCCUUCUGUCUUCUCCAUGGCUGGAAUUCAAAAGCAUGUAUUUCUGGAGUCCCUUGUGAUAUUAACUGUUUUUUUUUUUUUUUUUAAUUAAAUGGCAGAGAUAUUUGACAUGCAAAGGCAAGUUAAUAGAGUCUGUUGUGGGGACUCAGUGGGGGAGGUGCCAUGGACGUGGGGGCUGGGGAGGGAGGAAGAGGACAAGGGCUAGUCCCACCGUGUGGGGCUGUCGACAUGAUCCCAUACAUCGCCCCCAUGCAGUCCAGGGGAGGACGGCAUGGACUUCUGUUGGCUCAGCCAGAGAUGGGAGCAAGUUUUGCACGUGGGCAUUUAAGCGGUUCAGACACUCCACCCAUGUGGAGCCCCCGGGGCUAGUGGCUCUCCUCCCUCCCCUGUGUCACCUGUGGCCCUGAGUGGGGGCACGGUUGCUGAUUAGCAAAAUUGGUCCUACGUGCCCAGCUGGGCCAGGGAGGUCUCUGCUGCACUCUUGCAAGCUUCACUCUCCAGCUCUGAAAGGGUCUCCUGUGGCCACCUCCCCCAGCAUAGGAAUGCGGCUUCUCUGCUCUCUGUGGUGUGCCCUUAUGGAAGGACCUGGCCACAGCAGUAGUUACCAUCCUCUGCAAGACAGCCUUGGGGGCCUGGAAAGCAUUCUCCUCCUCCUCCUCCGUGCAGGAGUAGACCUGAAGGCGAGUUGGGGCUGGGACUCAGUGUGUUAUAUGGCUGGUGUAGCUCUGCUCACUUCCUGGCCAGCCCAAACUGUCCACAGAGUCUGUUGGUAAGAAUCUCACUGA
This is a messenger RNA of Zalophus californianus (California sea lion), 3521 nucleotides long. RefSeq names its product islet cell autoantigen 1 (gene ICA1). Gene Ontology annotation, biological process: regulation of transport. The record is from RefSeq and is a predicted model, not a curated record. The transcript has 18 exons. Gene Ontology annotation, molecular function: protein domain specific binding. NCBI's taxonomy places the organism in Eukaryota, Metazoa, Chordata, Mammalia, Carnivora, Otariidae. Gene Ontology annotation, cellular component: Golgi apparatus. The coding region runs from base 486 to 2111 and encodes 541 amino acids.